Dryobates pubescens (Downy woodpecker) is the source of this 345-nucleotide messenger RNA. It is a transcript of the gene NPS, whose product is annotated as neuropeptide S. Bases 1 to 345 code for a protein of 114 amino acids. Gene Ontology annotation, biological process: positive regulation of synaptic transmission, glutamatergic; positive regulation of synaptic transmission, GABAergic; neuropeptide signaling pathway. The transcript has 3 exons. Gene Ontology annotation, cellular component: extracellular region. The record is from RefSeq and is a predicted model, not a curated record. NCBI's taxonomy places the organism in Eukaryota, Metazoa, Chordata, Aves, Piciformes, Picidae.
AUGUAUCUAAAUCUCCAUAUACACUUUGUGCAUGAAAAUCACAGUUGUGGGGUUCUAUGCAGGUUGGACUCUGUUUUCAUCCUUUGGAUCUCAAUGACGCUCAUGUGCUCGGGUUACCCAGUUGUCCCUUUCAUGAGCAGCAAUCCUAUUUACCCAAAUUGCCAGCUGUAUGGGAAAUCUGAGUACUGCCUCCUCCUGCUGCACGACUGCUUAGCCAAGGUGGGCAGGAGUGAAGAAGUGGAUUCUUUAAAGCCAUACCUGGAGAUGCCUUUCCACAAGAGGUCCUUUCGCAACGGCGUUGGGUCAGGAAUGAAAAAAACUUCCUUUCGAAGAGCAAAGUCAUGA